GAGUUUGAGCUUCCCCACUGCCUGACCCUGCUCUCUGGGCUGUCUCUAGGGAGUCUGCCCUUCUCAGGCCUGCUCCCCACCCUCUAUGGCUCUCAAUUCCUCCCAAGAAGAAUGUCCCUCUAAAAGGAGGCCGCUGGCCACAAAGGGAGAUGAACAAGCCAAGGUAGCCUGGCCUGCACUUGGGGCCAGGGCUGCUGCUGUGUCUUGCCAUCAACCCUCCCCAGACCCCCAGGACACCUGCCUCACCCAGAAGCACUCCUCCGUCAGGCCUCUGAGGGGGAUGGCUCCAUGCCACUUUUAGCAAAAGGGGAAACCAUCGCAGCAGAAAGGCCAAUGCCACACUAGACAGCCAGGAGCCCAGCAGCACAAGUGGCCCCCUAAGGCACUUUGGGGACCACACCCCCGUCACUCUGACCCCAGCAACUGGUUCCCAGGCCUUCGGGAUCCUCCUGGGAACCUCUCAGCAUGAUUAACACAGGCAGACGGGACCUGAAGGGGCCGCUGGUCCUUCUGAAAAUGUUCACCAGGCAGUGUGAGUGUGGAGAGGCCAUGGGCAAUGUGUGGGAC
Messenger RNA from Pan troglodytes (chimpanzee), 567 nucleotides. RefSeq lists its product as uncharacterized. The record is from RefSeq and is a predicted model, not a curated record. Lineage: Eukaryota; Metazoa; Chordata; Mammalia; Primates; Hominidae.